UAUAGGGCUUGGUCACUCGCUCCCCGCUUCUCUCUGCAAAGGCCACGCCACGUCCCAUUUGGCAUCGCUCUCAUCUCCAUCUCCCACUCUCAUUUGGCUUCGACUUGUCUCUUCUUGUCUUUUCUCUACUUGUUGGCUACCAGUGGCCGGCAUCCUCGUACCGCGCCCAUCGACACGGCCAAACGGCAAGCGCGCUCGACAACAACACCUCUCCGUUUCCCAGCGGAAACCAGCAAACACCCACCUGAGGGGCCCACGCACGCCACACCAUCACUCAGCCAGCCACGCCGCCGCCGCCGCCCUCGCCAGAGUUUACUUGACACUCUUCGCAUCGCACACUCCUCUCCCUCUCGUACCACCUCCCACAUCACCGACCACAAUGGCUCCCGCACAACACGCUGGAAGCGGCGUCGAGCGACGCGAGCUUACCGAGGAGGGCGAGAAGGGCCUCAAGGUUGUCGUUCCCGCCGUCAUCGGUGCCAUCUUUGGCAUAGCCUUUGUCGCCGUGGUCAUCAUCGGUGUCAUUGUGCGCGUGCGCAUGAAGCGGCGCGAGAAGAAGUUCUGGAAGCAGGCCGAGGCGCGCAACUCGAUACGCCAGAGCCGCAUGAUGGCCCUCUCGGAGCAGGGCAGCAUCGCAACGCGCGACAGCUACGCGACGCUUGACUCGUUGGCGUCGGGCGUCUCCGGUCCGCAGAUCUACAACUCGGCGCUCCUCCCGUCUUUCCCAUCCGAGCGCAGCCUGCGCGCGAGCAUGAUGAGCUCUCACUCGUCUUACUCGAGCCCGUAUGACUCGAGCCCUUUGGCGCGCAGUGCAACGGCCUCGAGAAUCGAUGACCCAUGGGACGCACGCUCGGACGCCGAUCCAGGAGAGGCCGUCCCCAUGCUCGCCACCAACCGCUCGCCCCGGCCCUCGUUGAUCAUCGACACGGGCUCGAGUAAGCCCCCAGCCUACAACAAGACGUACACGUCCUCGUCCCAAUACCCUCAAGUCAUCGUGUCUGAGCCUUCCGAAAUUCACAACGCCCCAGAGCCGCCAGCCAAGCCAGCCAAGCAGGGGCAGUACUCUGCCGCGCCACCGAACUCGGAAGCGGCCAGAGCCGGCGCCAUAGCCGCGGCAGCCGCCCAGCUUGAGGGCCAUGACUACGAGUACACGCAGGCGGUCGCGAACGCAGCCGCUGCUGCUGCCGCAGAACAGGGAAUGAGCACCGGCCAUGCCAGCAAGCAGUCGACGCACGAGAUCGUGCGAAACGAUGGCGGGCUCGUCCGCCCCUCGACCAUCGUCCAGGUUGAACCUGCCGCUCUUCCUGUCCGCCAGAAGAGCCUUUCCGCCGAGGUCGAGGGAAAGGCGCAGUAGACUCCUCACAUGGACGCAAGUCCAUCCCCUGUUUCUAUCACGCCGCGCGCCGGGUGCCGCGGCCGCACACGACAGACACCCAUUACCUAGACAGGCUGUAUUGUAGGACAGUGCAUUUAUAGCAUGAGGCAUAAUGUUUGCCCG
Molecule: messenger RNA, 1498 nt
Organism: Cutaneotrichosporon oleaginosum
Lineage: Eukaryota; Fungi; Basidiomycota; Tremellomycetes; Trichosporonales; Trichosporonaceae
Source: RefSeq, a predicted model, not a curated record